GUUUACAGCUGAUGAAACGUAAACGAGCACCCAAAUCAUUCCAAUUUUUAUAACUCAAAAACAGAUGCAAACAAUCAAUGCACAAAUUGUGGAGUUCAUCACGAGAACCGUGACGCAAACACAGAUCAUAACCAUAACAGGAGCGAACUUCAUAACUCAGACAGUUGUGUCAACUAGCUUCGUGAACCAAGAAGUUGUGUCCACGGCUUUCAUUCCACAAGUUAUUACGAGAACACAAAUCAGUUAUCAGACCAUACCUGUCAUUCAGACCAACACCGUCUUCCAGACAAGUUUCUUCACAAUACCAAGUGGACUGGAUACUCGAACGGACAUGCUGUGGCUCGCGCUGGCGUCUUCUUGCUUCUCGGCAUCCUUGACGCAGCGACAGUUCCGGCAGUUCGGUGGAGUCCCGCAGAUGCAGGGAUCCAUCAACAAUGGCUAUUUGCCGCCUCGGCCUACGUCUGGCCCUGGAACAUGUCAGCAGUCAACCGCGUUUGUCACGUCCACCCAGUAUUCCAACCAAGUGGUGACCAGCACCGUAUACAGCAACGGAGGUGUGUUCUCAACGACAGUCAUUCCACAACAAGUUGUGAGCACUAUUUUUAAUUCUCAGUUCGUUACCAGAACUAUGAUCAUACCUGGUCAAACAAGAACUGUCGUCAGUACAUUGUUCAGUACUAUUUUCUCCACUGUUAGCAUUCCUGGACAGACCAUUUUUCAAACACAAACUGUCUUCAGCACAAACUUCUUUCCUCAAACGAUUACGCUUCCAGGAGCUACUCGAACAGUUGUGUCAACCGUAAUACAACCCAUAUUCACUACAAUCUUCUCCACAGUUUUCUCUGGAAACAUUCAAACCAGUUAUGUUACUAGCACGCAGUUCGACAAUAGAGUCAUUAACUCUACAUCUGUUACCCAGGUGAACAAUUUCAACACGCGAACUGUUACGGUUCCUCAAGUGAGUACAUCAGUUGUCAUCCAAAACCAAGUGACGACAUCCACUGGCUUCACUCAGGUUGUCAUACCAACUUUCGUGACGGUAAGCAGAGGGAACGGAGUUGUAACUGUAACUCGGACUGUCUUGUCAUCUCAAGUGAUUCCAGGCAGUGGACAAACCGUGUUUAUUACAAGGACCGUCUUAUCGACUUCUUUCAUCACCUCCACAGUAUUCAACACCAAUGUGCAGACUACAGUGAUCACCAUCACCCAGCCUUGCAGUGGUGGGGGCACCAAUACUGGUGGAUACAACUACACUCCUCCUAGCAUACCGUUCAACCCCUUCAAUUGA
Messenger RNA from Hyalella azteca, 1288 nucleotides. RefSeq lists its product as uncharacterized. The annotation marks the transcript as partial. NCBI's taxonomy places the organism in Eukaryota, Metazoa, Arthropoda, Malacostraca, Amphipoda, Hyalellidae. The record is from RefSeq and is a predicted model, not a curated record. The transcript is spliced from 4 exons.